This is a messenger RNA of Lagopus muta (rock ptarmigan), 2153 nucleotides long. RefSeq names its product tubulin polyglutamylase complex subunit 2 (gene TPGS2). The transcript is spliced from 7 exons. The record is from RefSeq and is a predicted model, not a curated record. Gene Ontology annotation, biological process: protein polyglutamylation. NCBI's taxonomy places the organism in Eukaryota, Metazoa, Chordata, Aves, Galliformes, Phasianidae. Bases 91 to 981 code for a protein of 296 amino acids.
GAAGGACAAACGCGCGCGUUUCCCCACUCACACACCCACACGCGCAUCGGUCUCGCCGGUGUGAGGGGCGCCGGGCAGCGCCCUGCCGAGAUGGAGGAGAAGCCCUCCGCCGGCAUCAGGCCCCACCUGGACAAGCUCACCCUGGGGGUGACGCGUAUUUUGGAGACUUCACCAGGUGUUUCUGAUGUGACAUUAGUGGAAAAGAAGCCAGCUGAUCGCCAUGCAAUUAUUUCAUGGGAGCAAAAAAAUGCCUGCAUAUUGCCUGAGGAUUUAAAGAACUUCUAUCUGAUGACUGAUGGCUUCCAGAUGACCUGGAGUGUAAAAAUUGAUGAUACCCCAGUGCCCCUGGGCUCCAUGGUAAUUAAUAGUAUCUCAAAGCUUUGUCGGCUUGGAGGUUCCUCCAUGUACACCGUGCCUAAUGCACCAUCUCUUGCUGACCUGGAAGAUGACACAGAUGAGGAGGGUAAUGAAGACAAACCAGAGAAACCACACUUUGAUUCUCGUAGUUUUAUUUUUGAAUUAGACCCAUGCAAUGGGAAUGGGAAAGUUUGUCUUGUUUAUAAGCACACUAAACCAGUUGUGUCCCCAGACACAGAGAUAUGGUUCCUAGACAGAGCUCUGUAUUGGCAUUUCCUCACCAAAACCUUCACAGCCUACUAUCGCCUGCUCAUCACUCACCUGGGUCUCCCACAGUGGCAGUAUGCCUUCACCAGCUACGGAGUCAGCCCUCAAGCCAAGCAAUGGUUUAACAUGUAUAAACCCAUAACAAUAAACACAACUCUUCUCUCUGAAGAAGCUGAUUCCUUUGUAAACAAGCUGGACCCCAAUAAGGUAUUUAAAAGCAAGAACAAAACGCCAGUGAUGAAAAAGAAACAACCCUCCCAGCCAGCAGGUGUCCAAAAGAGCAACACUAACAUGUCCUCCACCAAGACUUCCUCACUAGCUGGGAAUUCUUCAAGGAAGCGAGACCCACAGAUCUGACCCUGAAAAAAGUAAGAAGCUUUGAUGUUUUCUGAUGCAAAUCUCAGUGGUUCAAACGAGCUCCACUUGUGUGAAUAGGAUGCAAGAUUUGCAUGAAAUAUAACCAUAGAAUCACAGAAUCAUAGAGUACCCCAAGUUGGAAGGAUCAUCAACUCCAGCACCUGGUUCUACACAGGACCACCCAAAACUCAGCCGUAUCGAUGAUGACACUUCUUGAGCUCCGUCAAGCUUAGUGCCAUGACCACUACCCUGGGGAGCCUGUUCCAUGCUCACCACCUUCUGGUGAAGAACCUUUUCUUAACACCCAUCUGCCCCUCCCCUCACACAGCUCCAUGCCAUUCCCUCAGGCCCCGUUGCUGUCACACAGAGCAGAGCUCAGUGCUGCUGUCCACUCCCUGUGAGGAGCUGCAAGCCAUCAGGGCUCCCCUGAGCUCCUCUGCUCUGGACUGAACCAACCAAGGGACCUCAGCCACUCCUCACACACCUUGCCCUCUGGACCCUUCAUGGAAGGGGUGUAUUUCCAGGCAACUUGGGUAACAAACCUUGAGGCAUUGAUUAAUUCCGUCCUGCUUGCAGUAUGUACUUUUCAGAGGGCAUGAAGAAGCCCUUGAUGUCACUGCUCUGUAGAGAACCUGUUAUUCCUGUAUAACUACAGCAGUGAAAUGAAAGUAAACUUAAAGUCACUGUUACUUUAAUAGAUCAUUCAUGCUGAAUUACAGAGUAUAUUUCUAUCAUUUCCUUUCAAAGUAAAGUGUCCUGACCUUGCAUGCUAUGGGAGCAGGCUGGAACCCACAGAACAAAGAAAUAUCUUCCACUUCAGACAGAUUUGAACUCUACAUUUCCUGUGCUCCUUCCCACUUCUGCUCUGAUUCACACUGAGGAAGAGCCCAGGGCUUCCAUGUCUCUGUGUUGGCCUAGAGACACUUGCUCUACAGUCCAGACCACUUCUUAGACUUUGUACCAUUUCUUUUCAGAUAGUGAUGUCUGUAUGAUGUCCUUUCCAAUUAGCCUGCCAGCAAUCAGAACCUGCAAGGUCCUUCAUUGUCUCCACUUUCUCCUUUUGUGGGAAAUGCUGAGCUAGGGCAGCAGAGUCCUGUCAGCCAGGAGGACCCCUUGGUUUUCUGUACUGGAUGUUUUCAGGGUAGAACUGCACUUUAGCACACUGAUUUCUG